Messenger RNA from Lipotes vexillifer (Yangtze River dolphin), 1680 nucleotides. RefSeq names its product transmembrane protein 184A (gene TMEM184A). Lineage: Eukaryota; Metazoa; Chordata; Mammalia; Artiodactyla; Lipotidae. The coding region runs from base 1 to 1287 and encodes 428 amino acids. The record is from RefSeq and is a predicted model, not a curated record. The transcript has 9 exons.
AUGGCCAAGGGAGCCACCAGGGAGAUGACUAAUGCCUCGGGGCUCCUGGGAGACCCCCUGAUGUGGGCAACCGGGCCGCAGUCCAGCCCCCCGCUGGCCGUACCCACCGGGCUGCAGGUGGACCGCGUGGGGAACAGCUCCCAGGGCGCCUCCCAGCUCUUCCUCACCACGGCGCUGGCCCGCGGCAUCUCGGGAGUCUUCGUGUGGACCGCCCUGGUGCUCACCGGCCACCAGAUCUACCUGCACCUGCGCUCCUACACCGUCCCCAACGAGCAGCGUUACAUCAUCCGCCUGCUUUUCAUCGUCCCCAUCUACGCCUUUGACUCCUGGCUCAGCCUCCUCCUCCUGGGGGGCCACCAGCGCUAUGUCUAUUUUGAUUCUGUGCGGGAUUGCUACGAAGCCUUUGUCAUUUACAGCUUCCUGAGCCUCUGUUUCCAGUACCUGGGGGGUGAGAGCGCCAUCAUGGCUGAGAUUCGGGGAAAACCCAUCCGGCCCAGCUGCUUCUAUGGCACCUGCUGCCUUCGGGGCAUGUCCUACUCCAUCGGGUUUCUGCGUCUCUGCAAGCAGGCCACACUGCAGUUCUGCAUCGUGAAGCCCUUCGUGGCCUUGGUCACCAUCAUCCUGCAGGCGUUCGGCAAAUACCACGACGGGGACCUCAACAUCCACAGCGGUUACCUCUACGUCACCCUCAUCUACAACGCCUCCGUGAGCCUGGCCCUCUACGCCCUGUUCCUUUUCUACAUCGCCACCAGGGAGCUCCUGCGGCCCUUUGAGCCUGUCCUCAAGUUCCUCACCAUCAAGGCCGUCAUCUUCCUCUCUUUCUGGCAGGGGAUGCUGCUGGCCAUCCUGGAGAGGUGUGGGGUCAUCCCUGAGGCCCAGGUCGUCGACGGGAGCAGCGUGCGGGCUGGCACGGUGGCUGCCGGCUACCAGAACUUCAUAAUCUGCAUCGAGAUGCUCUUUGCCUCCGUCGCCCUGCGCUACGCCUUCACCUGCCAGGUGUACUCGGAGAAGAAAGGGCACUCGCCAGCCCCCACGGCGCCCAUGCAGAGCAUCUCCAGCGGCCUCAAGGAGACCGUGAGCCCGCAGGACAUCGUGCAGGACGCCAUCCACAACUUCUCGCCCGCCUACCAGCAGUACACGCAGCAGGCCACACACGAGGCCCCGGGACCCGGCCAGGGCAGGGGCCCCUUGCCCAGCACCCACCCUGGCAUGGAUGGUGGCUCCGGCGGGGGCAGGAAGAGCCACAACAUGGAGAAGAGGGUGCUGAUUCCCGCGGAGGAGCUGUAGGGGCCCCGGGGCCGGCGGCCCAGGCCGCUGGGGGAGGACAGGGCCCCUCACCCACCGACCGUCGCGCCAAAGGUCUCUCCUGGGAGCCUCCUGCGAGGCCCGUGGAGCCCACUGCCCAUCCCACCUCUGGCCAGUGGAGCAGGUCGCUUGGUAGCCCUGCCAGGCGCCCCGGGGCCGCACCACCGCCUGGUGGGCCCUCGGCCUCAGAAGAGGGCACCUGAGCCUACCUGACAAGCCCAGGGACCUGCCGGGCUCACCUGGCCAUCGGCUCAGGUGGCCUCCCUGGAUGGACAGCUCCCGGGUGGGGCUGGGCAGCCCGGAGCUGCAGGCCUUACAGGCAGGAGGGCUCCACACUGAGGGCAGGAGGCGGGGUGGCCCCGUGGAGGAAGGGCC